UUGCCUAUUCUGCCAUCAUCAUUGGGGGAGCGGGUAGAGAUCGACGGCUGUCGUUUCGCGACCAAUCACCGCGGCCUUUAAGACGAACGGACGACGGUAUCCCAAUGCCGCCCCAGCAUCCACCCCGUCGUCAAAGGAAUUCCAGGGAGCAAAAGGAAUGUGGAAGCUACAUUAGAUAUCACUAGAUGAGCUGUCAUGGAGGCGUGAUAUUGAUAGAUGAAUGCUCCUGCAUAAGUUACGUAAAUUUAGCUUCCAUGGGUUUGUGCAGAGCAGUUGUUGUUUGGGCAUCCAAGCUGAAACCAGAUCAAAUUCAGAAAGAACACUGAUGUCAUCCUUUUGGAGAGAUCAAUCUUCAAGGUGUUGGAUAAGGCAAUGGUCAUCAAGUUCAAGGGAAAUGGAAAAUGAUUUUGGCAACUUUAACUCCCUUGAUGCACACCGUCCUUUGUGCCUCACAUCUGUUUCAAAGGACAUGAAGGUUCCACUGGAAAAUAAAAACAACCAUCCCUUUAUUAAUCAAGCUGCUUUAGCUUGGAAUGAGAUGAGACAAGAAUGGGUAGGAGACCAGUCAAAAAGUUGCCGCAGAAUACCAAGGGAACCAUCAAUAAGCUGGUGCUCAACAUAUGAUGACUUGCUAUCGACAAGCCAACCUUUUCCAGAGUCAAUUCCAUUAUCUGAAAUGGUAGAUUUUUUGGUUGAUAUUUGGCACGAAGAAGGGCUUUAUGACUAGGUAAGGACUCUCAGUGGAUGUCAUAUUAUUGUUGAGACAUAUUUAAGGCCUGGCUCACAUUGCCCCUGUCACAGGCGGUGCCUCAACCUACUUGACUUCUGAUUAAAAGAUGAUUUUGUCAGCUCCAGGGUUGUUAAAUUUAGUGUCUUGUGUUGCACCCUAGUAAUGGAGCUCCAUUUGUCGUGAGCUCCGAGUAUAUUUUGUAACCCGAGCUGCUGGCAUGUGUUUGAAAGUUUUCUUUUAUAGAAUUUCGAGAAAUUUGCUGACUGAAAGCUUGUAAUACAAUGUCACUCCGGCUCUGUACAGAAAAGCGAUGUUCAUGAUUUAUCUCAUAUAACUGUGUUCUUAUUUUGAAGCCUCAGAUUCCUUGGCUUCAUAAAAUUGCAAUAGCAAAGAGCUCAAACUGUAGCUGUGUCAA
Molecule: messenger RNA, 1145 nt
Organism: Musa acuminata AAA Group (dessert banana)
Lineage: Eukaryota; Viridiplantae; Streptophyta; Magnoliopsida; Zingiberales; Musaceae
Exons: 6
Coding region: 221-727 (168 amino acids)
Source: RefSeq, a predicted model, not a curated record